Molecule: messenger RNA, 1476 nt
Organism: Brienomyrus brachyistius
Lineage: Eukaryota; Metazoa; Chordata; Actinopteri; Osteoglossiformes; Mormyridae
Product: histone-lysine N-methyltransferase SETD1B-like
Exons: 4
Coding region: 265-1476 (403 amino acids)
Source: RefSeq, a predicted model, not a curated record
AUGUGUGCCACGCCCCCCUGCUUACCCACGUGUUCGUUCCUGAUCGUACCCAGCUGUGUCCGUUUAUUUUGAUUAGUCUUUGUGCAUUUAAGUCCUGGUCUGACCUGUUCCCGUUGUCUGUCAUUGACGUUACCUGCCGUUUGUCCUUGCCUGCGUUUCCGUCCUGUUCCUUAUCCCUAUUAAACCCUCGUUUGCCCCGUUACCGCCUUCCUGCCUGGUCCUUCCUGCCCACCUGCCUCACCCGUAUUCUAGUAUCGUGACAGAAUGACAGACCCUCAAAAGAAGAAGAGGAAGCAGAGGAAAAGCAAGACUCCAGAGGAAUCGCUUUGUCUGGGUGCCUGCUCGCUUGUCAGCCAGGGGCUUCCCUCCGUAAUCCAGGAGGGAGAGCUCGUCCCCUGCUCAGCCCAGGAACCGCUCAGUCUGGGAGCCAGCUCCUUGGCCAGGCUUUGGGGCUCCGGUGAGGACGAAGGAGAGGAGCCCUUCCUAAUCCUAGACCCGAAGCCCUUUUUCCCAGACCAUCAACCGCCCUUCGAGCGAUAUUCUUUCCGACCGGAGCAUCUGGACAAUUGGGGAGGACUCUACUGGAGGGUGAUCGAGGACCCGGCCACUCUAGUGGGUCCCAAGGCGGAACUACUCAAAGCCAAACUCCAGAGGGGCUUCGAGGAGUUCUCUCCCGCUUCGGAGCGGGUCGACCUCGAACGUCUCGGGGCGGACCUGCAGGAGCUACUCCAGCUCCGGAGGACUCCGGACCCCGCACCGGAGCAAUCGCCUCUACCGGCGAUUCCAUCAUCCCCGCAAUCACCUCCGCUGCCUACGCAGCCGCAUCCUCUGCCGCCUGCUGCACCCGAGCAGGCACUUCCUCCACCAGCGGACCAGGCUCCCGAACAGGCGCAGCCGCUUCCGCUGCCGGCGCAGCCGCCUUUGCUGUCAGCGCAGUUGUCGCCGCCGCCGCCUGCUGCUCCAGAGCAGGCGCUUCCCUUGCCUGUGGUCCCUAAGACUCCUGAUCCGGACCUCACUCCUAUCCCUCUGGCCCCAGUUCCCGAGGAGGUCCCAAGGGACUCCAUCGAAGCUCCUCCCUCUACGGAGGAGGAGGAGCUUGAAUGGGACCCCUCGGGGACCUUGCUGACAACCCCGUCACCUUCACCCCGACGAGCCCGACCCCGGUUGCGGGUCCUCAUGGGGCGCCUGCGGGACCUGGUCCGCCGGCUCGGCUCUCGCCUGCAGGUUCCCCUUCGCGACUUCGUCGCCUGGCCUCGCUCCCUCCGCCGGUUCCUCGGCGGUCGCCUACGGGUUCCCCGAGGGCGGCGCCUCCGUCGCUUGCGGAUCUUCCCGCUCCGCUCCCUCCUUGGCCCCUUCCUCGGUCCCUCGUUCUGUCUCCUCGGCCCCUCCGGGGUCCCUUCCGGCUCCGACCUCCCGGCCGUCUGCGGUCCCUCCGGCCGCCUCCCGUCGCCCGCUGGGGCUCCGGAGCUGGAGUAG